Molecule: messenger RNA, 7687 nt
Organism: Phasianus colchicus (ring-necked pheasant)
Lineage: Eukaryota; Metazoa; Chordata; Aves; Galliformes; Phasianidae
Source: RefSeq, a predicted model, not a curated record
GGCCCGGCCGCUGAGGGACUCCUCUGGGGAACUCGCCUUUCUCGUAGAAGGCGGGGCUGGCCUGGGUUCGCUAUCUCGCUGCAGCUGUUUCCUCGGUUGUCGAAACUUUGGUUUAAAAGCUGUCAGUUAAACGGGCGGAGGGGCGGGGCGGGGCGCGCGGGGCAUCAUGGGGCGGGCGGAAGGAUACCGCGGCCCGGACGGACGCCCUGUGGGGGCGCUACGCCGUCACGCGCCGCCUCAGCGCUCCUCAGCCGCCGUGCCCCGUCGCGCGCCUCGUGGGGUGAGCGCAGCGCGAGCUCGGGGUUUUGCUCCGCUGCCACGUCGGGGAGGAAACGCUUUCGUUGGUUGUUGUGCUCGUUAGCGUCACAGAAUCACAGAACCGCGGGGGCUGGAAGGGGCUUCUGGAAGUCGUCAGCCCCCGCUAAAGCAGGUUCUCUGCGCCUCGCUGACUGCCUGCUGAAGGUGUGAUAGAAAUCCAGCCUCGUGGCUGUGCUAUGUGGUAGCAAAACGUUGUAGGAGGGAUUCCAGCGUGUGUACUCCCGAUGUCUGUAUUUAUAUAGGGAAACAGAUGCUUCUAAGUUAGCGACCAAAAGAUCCUGAAGGGCAAGGCACGCAUAUGGAAGUCUGGUGUGGUUACACAAAACAAGUUUUGUGUGAAUGGUGACCCUGGCAGCAGAAGGCUUGAGUUUUUCUAAAGCCUAAUCUUAGUUCUGAACUAGAAAACAGGGACUGUGAUUGCUUUGGGAUUUCCUGCCCCACUUCCUCCAGAAACCCUUUGCAGGUGUCUGCUUUAAAUGCUGAAGAACAGAUGAAGCGGUCACAGGUGUUAAAUACAGGAACAGGCCUUAACUAUGGACUUCAACCAAACCGACCCGAUUUCCUCAUGCACAAAUUUAAGCACUACAAUGCUAAAAAGGCACAUAAUGCAUGCUGGGGCUUUGUUUCAUGCUCCUGUUAUAAACACUGACACCUGCACCAAGUUGUGUUCACAGUGUGGUAGCUGCAGUAGGUUUUUCCUUGUUUCUAGGUACUGUGGUAACUCCCAGCAGCACUGUUAGUCCUAACGCAAGCAGGCACACAAAGCUCUGUGCAAACAGCAGUGAAAAAGUAACAUUUGGACAGCACCACAGCAACAUCUACAACGUUAAUAUUCUACAUAUGAUUUUAUAAUUCUACUGUUUGUGGAGCUGAUUUAAUGCUUGACUGCAAUACUUGUGGUGUCACUGCACACCUGUGAGUUGCUGCAUGCAAUACAGUGGUCAGGAAUGUAUUCACACCUGUAAGUUGCAGAGGGUCUCCUCAAGACUUCAACUAAACAGCAAUCAAUCAAUUAAGCUACAACUGCAGCCAAAUGGUGACUUAGUUAAGCUCAGGUUUGGGAUGCAUAGCAGACAUUGUAAUGCUUGCAUUUGAAGUACAGGUGUGUAUUUAGUUAGUUAACUAAGGAUAUAAAGCUGGGUAUUGACUACACUCAUUUUAAAGACAUGCUGAAGUCAUCAUGGUUUUAAUAUCAAAAUGUUGUUUCUCUCUGAGGGGAAGACAGUAUUUUUUAGUAAAUACUGAUUAGAUCAUGAGCUUUUCCUGACAAAAACAGAAGAGAGGAAAACAGAUUGUUCUUAAUGCAGCCAAAAGCAUGUUUUGCUUAUCAGAAUCUUGACUUCCAAGGACCCAACUAAUCAUAUUGGAAUUUGAGACUUAGGUGUGUUAGAAAAUGUAAAUCUAAUUUUCACUAGGAAAACAGUCUCUUCUUUGAAAUAUAACUUAUAUGCUGGACCUAUCCAUAGACAACUCAGUGUCAUUUCUCUAAUGAGUAAGCCCAGAAAGAGAAUAUUCUUUCUAGACCUCAAAAAGGGCUUCAAGAUGCUAAAGAUGCUCAGCAAGUCUGAAUGUCCUGUAUUAUCCCAGUACAACGCCAAAGUAUGUGGAGAGAGGAAAAGCUUUCUGAGAUCUUCCCAAAUCAGAAAAAGAUUUGGGAAAAUCAGAUCUUCAUGAAAUAGUGCUAGUUGUCAAGUGAAGUGAUCUAUUUUUUAAGGAGCAAAAAACCAUGACGUUGCUGUCUUUUUGUCUAUAAAAAAACUGUCUUUUUGCUGAAACCAACAAAAGAACAAACCCUACUCCCUAGCAGGAAUAAAAGUAAUUUCAAAUACAGGUCAAGCACAGAGUAUAUGCCUCUUUACUCAGAUGAUAGCUAAGGGCCUUACAAGUAUCAAGUAUUAUGAAGUGCCAUAUAAUUAUUGUGGCAGUGUUUGACUCUUAGCUUUGAAGAUGCUCGUUUUAAUGCACAUUGUACUAAAAUAGUCAAGCGUGUUUCAUGCUGCUGGGAAAGAGUAAUUAAAAAAAAAUAAAUACAGAAAAGCAGGAUACCCUUAUCAUUGUUAGUAACAAAAGCCCUAAAUGUUGGCCAAUUAUUUUACCUCAAAUUUUAAUACCAUGAACAUCAUAUACUACUGCAAAUAUACAUUUUCAUAAAGUACAGAUCUGUACCAUUUGUUAGGAGAUUUUAAGCACUAGAAAUCUUUGUGUUAAAGUUGUAAAAUGAAGAGGUUUUUUUUUGAAAUUUAUAGAAUUAUUUCCUGCCCCAAUUUUUUAAUUUAAAUUCACAGUUGCUUGCACUUUUUUUUUUUUAAUUUUUCCUUUUUGGCCUACAGAAAAUGUAACUUAGUUUUUGUGAAACUCAUAUCCCCAGCAAAGUUAGUUUUCUAAAUGUUCACUGACCACAUGUCAGACUUAUAGUAAAAAGUGUUAUUUUGUAACAAUUAUAUCUGCAUAGGCUAAAUUUAGAGAGCAUUUUUUAGCAGAGUAUAUUAGUGAACACUGAAAUUUUUUACGUUUUAACCUAUUCCUAAUAAGACUGAACUACCCAAUACCAAAAGGAACUGCCAACUUUGAGUAUUUUCAGUGUUUCACACAAAGCACAAGUCCAUUUCGUUGUGUUCACAGGAAGAUAAACUUUGCACAACAUAGUCUUACUUCUUGAAUGACAGCUAGUAAAUUCACUAUUCUGAAGUGAUGUCCUAAUUCUUACUGACUGAAUGUCACACAGCCUAGAUUUCCAAGAAAUGUGAAAACAUACCAACAUCGGGCAGUAGGUUGUUAUUGGAUAUUAUGCUGCUCAUUAACUACACUGAAUUCAAAGCUCAGCUGCUUAUUAAUGCUUAGUCAUCUUUUUUGUUAUUGUUGUUUAAAUAACUUUAGUCUGUACCAUACAGAUUAUUGUCUGUAUAAUUUGUUUUUGUGCAAUUGCUAUGUUGUUGGGUUUUGUUGGUUGGUUGGUUGGUUGGUUUUUUCCUUUAAGCAUUCGUUUAAUGCAUUUGAAUCUCAAUCCUGGGUAUUAUGUCCAAGCAGAGUUAAAUAGGAUGGCGGAAGACAAACAGAAAAAAAAAACAAACAGGAUAUCACUUACGGAUUUCAGGUUGGCCCAUUAUUACAGCCUGGUCUCCCACUCUUCCUGAGUUGGAAAACAGUUCUGCUGUUUGUGGUUGAGAACAAAAUUGAAGCAGAUCAGCUGUCAAGAAAUCACUAGGCCUCCAAAUUCAAACUCCUUCUGUCUAAUAGCAGGUAAAGAUCAAGUAUGGGAGAAAAGGGGCUGAAUCCAUAUUUUAUGUUUUAUUCAGUAUUUAUGCUGAUACUUGCAAAGCUUUAAAUGCAAAGGAAUCCUGUAAGGCUCACUUUAGCUGUAUUAGCGUAUUUGGACUUUGUACACCUGCUGACAUUUAAUGUUAAUCUGAGGUCAUCUUACAUUGUUGAUUUUCUGUUUGCGUUGAUGACCUCAAAUUGUAAUCAGCCAAAUAUUGCAUGAAGAAUGACGUUACUGGCAUAUGGGACAGCUGAUAAACUAGGUAUCUUAGUGCUGCCUUUGUACAUCAAUAUUAGUCAUUCUGUACUAAAUGUGUAUUCUUUACCCAGCACAUUAUGUUUUUGCCUAGCUGUAAGCUGGACAUUUUGUCCAGAAGGAUACCAUGAGAAAUAGCAUCAAAAGCUUUGCUGAAAUCCUACAGGUUUACAUCAGCUGGCUUCCCACGGUCAACUAACUUUAAUUAUCAUAGUCUCCUUUUAUGAUAAAGUUACCCACCUAGUUAUAUGUAUGAAGACGGAAAAAAGUCUAGAGGGCAAGGUACAUCAGAAGUGGUGAGGUCCCUUGGUUUGCACAGCUCCGAGCAGAGGAGUUGAGGGGAGCCCUCAUGGCGGCUGCAGCCCCUCACAGGGUGCGGAGGGGCAGCGCUGAGCUCUGCUCCCUGUGACAGAGUGCCAAGGGAACGGCAUGGAGCUGUGUCAGGGAAGGAAAGGGUGGGCAUUAGGAACAAGUUCUGCACCAGAGGUGGUCGGGCCCUGGAAAGGGCUGCCUAAGGCAGUGGUUGCAGCCCCAAGCUGCCAGAGUUCAAGGGGCUUUUGGAUAACCUUCAGACAGAGCAUUUGAAUUUUGGGUGGUUCUGUGUGGAGCCAGGAGUUGGACUUGAUGAUUUUGUGGGUCCCUUUCAACUCAGGAUAUUCUAUGAUUCAAUGAUUCUAACUAGGUGGGGUAUUUUAAAAAGUCCUUUUUGUUGUCCCCCACAUUAUUGGCCAGCUCCAUACAGUGCAGCUCUCUGUAGUCUUCUCAUGCUGUUGUCCUCCCAUGUCACCCCACCUUGCGUCAGGUGGCCACGUAUUUUAUUUUUCCACCUAAGCUUGAGGAGAUCCCUGCUCAGCCAAGCCAACCUUCUGCCCCACCUGCACGAUCUCUAACAUUAUGGAACUGCCUAUUCCUGUGCCCUUAGGAGGUGGCGUUUGAAAGGUUACCGGCGCUGAUGGAUCCCAAAGCCUUCAAAAGCAGUUUCCCAGGGCACCUUGCUAACCAGUUCCCUGCUCUCCCCACACCCAGGUUAAACGUUGGUGAGUUCUAUCACCAAAGACUUCCAGCUCGGCUACUUGAUGGUGGUCCCUUUGGCCAAGAUGGCUGCCGACAGUCUUCACCCACAGGACCCUCCCUGCUUACGAACAACAACUAAUCCAGAAGGACACGUUCCUCAUCAGCUCCCUCAGUGUCUGUACCAGAGGUUACCAUCUGUGUCCUUACGCUGGAAGCUGCUCUGCAAAGGAACGGCCGUGACUCAGCACGGGAAGGAAUAAGGACUGAAAAGCUCAGCUACGAAACAGGCCGUUGUUUUCAGCCCACCCGUUCUUUUUUUCUUAGACCUCCGCUGCCUUCGCUGGGCGGCGAUGUCGGCUCCUCCCUCCAGCAGGGCCCGGCCCCCACCGCCUCCCGCUCGCGGUUCGCCUCUCCUGACAGCAGGCGAGGGGCGGUGCCGGCAACACGCGAGGGGCGGCCCCGGUCCCGGCUCCGUGCAGGCUCUCGCCGACGCUCGCAGCCUCCGAGCGAGCCGUGAGCGCCGCCAUGAGCGCCGAUCCCAUUGUGUUCGUCGCGGCCGUCCGGACCGCCAUCGGUUCCUUCAACGGCGCGCUGUCCGCGCUGCCCGCUCACGAGCUGGGCGCCGCCGUCAUCCGCGAGGCGCUGCGGCGGGCCGGGCUGAGCCCCGAGGAGGUGUCGGAGGUGGUGCUGGGCCAGGUGCUAACCGCAGGUGCUGGCCAGAACCCAGCGCGGCAGGCGAGUGUUGGAGCAGGAAUCCCAUACUCAGUGCCGGCAUGGAGCUGUCAGAUGAUCUGUGGGUCUGGCCUGAAGGCUGUCUGUCUGGGGGCCCAGUCCAUAAUGACAGGAGACUCCAGUAUUGUGGUCGCAGGAGGCAUGGAAAGCAUGAGCAAGGCUCCUCAUGUGAUUCACAUGCGAGCUGGUGUGAAAAUGGGAGAGGCUUCCUUGCAGGAUACUAUAAUCCGGGAUGGCCUUACAGAUGCUUUUUAUCAGUAUCAUAUGGGUAUAACUGCUGAAAAUGUGGCCAAUCAGUGGCAAGUUAGCAGAGGGGAACAAGACCAACUUGCUUUACAGUCACAAAACAGGACAGAGGCAGCACAGAAAGCUGGCUAUUUUGUAAAAGAAAUUGUUCCUGUUCUUGUACCUUCCAAAAAAGGUCCUAUAGAAGUUAAAACAGAUGAAUACCCUCGACAUGGGAGCAACUUGGAAGCAAUGGCAAAGUUAAAGCCCUGUUUUCUGACCGAUGGAACUGGGACUGUAACAGCUGCUAAUGCUUCAGGUUUAAAUGAUGGAGCUGCAGCUGUGAUUCUAAUGAAGAAAUCUGAAGCUGCUAGGAGAGGUCUUAUGCCUAUGGCCCGGAUCGUAUCUUGGGCUCAGACGGGUAUAGAUCCAUCUAUAAUGGGAGUAGGGCCCAUUUCAGCAAUAAGGAAAGCUAUGAAACUAAUCAAGAAGGUGCUUUCCAGAACCACAUCUGAUGUGCUCGAGCCAGUAUUGCCUCUACUGAGAACACCUUGUGUCCAGUCCCCUGAGUGCUUCUAUUAUGAGAACCUCCUGUGGCACCAUGCUGCUUGCUAAUACAGAUGUAGCCCAUGGCAACCCUAGCUGAUUAUUUACUCAAACUGCUAUUGAAGUCAAUCAUGAGGAGAGCUCUCCUACAGCUGAUAAGGAUAUAUCUGCCUUAGUAUUCUUUUCUAGUUUUAUUUAUGCUGUGCAGACCUUAGUUUGUUAGUCUUUGAAACGUCCUGGUAAUGCAGAAGCCUAGUCUGGUCACAUAGCCUCUGUAGCUUUUAAUGGGAAAGUGAUGGUCAUAAAGCUGAAGCAUUUUUUAAUCUGACAUGUUCUUCUAAAUCAGUGCCAUAAAUGCUGUUUCUAUUGUACACACGAUAGACAUUCUUAUUUUAAACUGUAGGAUAGACAACCACAGACAAGUACUUUGUUAAACCUAAAAUUCUAUAGGUACUCUGAAAAAGGGCACUUCUUAAUAUGAACUUUGUAAUAACGUGUGUUACCAAAUACUUCACACCCUCCCAAUGUGUUUGCAUCAGAACUUAGUACCAGUUUCUCUGCAGAGUGACUAAGCCAUGCUUUUUAGUGCUGCAAUGUAGUAAUUCUUAAAUAUACCACUUUCUCAGGAGGUUGGCUCUUUUACAGUGUGUAUCUAGUACAAAGGGGCACUCAUCCUUGACUCAGGAGAGAUGUGUCAGUCUGGUUGCAAAACAUCAUUGCUGCAAAUGAUUCUGCUGAUAAAGCAUUACUGUUAGAAACAGCCAGUGGAAGUAAAUAUUUAAAUACAUAGAACAUGCCUGAGCUUAUACCUAAGCAGGCAAUUACACCACAAGUUUCUCGUGUGAAAGCAUUAAUCAAACUGUCUUCUAAAGUGGCACCAUGAAAGCUUUGAGUAGCAGCUUCUCAAUAAAGGCAGGAGAGCAGAGCUAUUACCCCUGGUACCCAUCACUAAUGGUCAUUUCAGGAAUGAAACACCUGUACUCAAAAACUGUAUUAAGCAUUCAGAAUCUCUAAUGAAAUCAGAUUUGUUUGUAAAAACUUGCUUUUAAUCAGCUAAAACCUACAUUUGAAAAUGUUAUUUGUUCUGCUAAGGGCACCAUGUGCAGUUUGACUCCCUGCAAUUGUUAACAGCACCAAUAGCUGUGAAACAUUAACCUGGAUGUUAUACCAACAGUGAACAUGUUGGGAAUUUUUUUUUUUUUGCUGACACCAUGAUAUGAUGUCAGUUGUCCUCAAGAGAACCACAGCUAUGAAGAAAACUUUUUUUCCUUCAGCUUUUUAAUAGUGGUGAAUUUGUAUCACUGAUACAGGUCUCAUUAACAGCUUCCUCAGAUGCUU